CAGAAACGUGCUUACAACAUGAGACCAAUGGGAGUCGUGUGAAUUGGUUUUAUGUUGAUAAAUUGUUUUAGAUUUAAUUGUAAUUUAUAAUAAUUAAUUAUUUGCAAAAAUGGGUAAUGUACAUGCUUCUUCACCUCCUCCACCUUUAACUACGGUCCCAGAACCUCCACCAACACCUCAGGUACCUUCUGAACCGGUAGAUGAUGGAAAAUCAAGAUUAUCCACCAUGGAAGAGCUUCACAAGAAAUGUAAAGAUAUAUUCCCUAUGCCUUUUGAUGGAGCUAGGAUUGUUUUCAAUCGAGGUCUUAGCAAUCAUUUCCAGAUAAAUCACACGGCCUCAAUGUCCACCAUGCAACCAUCGGCGAGUGGUUAUAAAUUUGGGGCCACUUAUGUUGGUAAUCAAAUUGUUGGUCCAGGAGAAGCUUAUCCAGUUUUACUUGGUGACAUUGAUCCAAGUGGAAACUUGAAUGCAAAUAUGUUAUGUCAAUUUCAUCCUAGAUUAAGGACGAAAGCUGUAGUUCAGAUUCAAGAUUCAAAGACUGCUGGUUAUCAAGUUUCUAAUGAUUAUCGAGGAGAUAAUUACACUGCCUCAGUAAUUUUAGGCAAUUUUGAUCCUGUAACAUUUUCGGGAAUGUCUAUAUUUCAUUAUCUUCAACCAGUUUCACCUACAGUAGAUUUAGGUGCUGAAUUAGCUGUACAAUUUGGUCCUGCAAUUCCUGAUGGAAUAAUAUCAGCUCUUUCGGUGGCUGGAAGAUACACUUCUCCAGAUAAUUUCAUUUUAAGCGGUACAUUUAGUCCUUCCCAACUUCACGCUUGUUACUAUCAAAAAGCUAGUGAUCAAUUACAGUAUGGCGUUGAAGUUGAUACCAAUAUAAAGAUGCGAGAAAGUUAUGCAAAAUUUGGUUACCAAGUAGAUCUACCGAAAAUGGAUGCAUCUUUUAAAGGUUCCAUUAGCUCGGAUUUCGGUAUAACUGGAGUCUAUGAGAAAAAGUUAGCACCCUUACCUCUUAUUCUUACCCUUAGUGGGCAUAUUGUCCAUGGACGGAAUCCUCUCUACAGAUUUGGAGUCGGCUUGACGCUGGGUUAAUUAACUUACCAAUUAAACACACAAACACUCAAUCAAACACAACACCAACAACAACAACAUAGUAGUUUUGUCUAAUUAACAACCCAAACACAAACACACGUAAGAAUAUAUAAAUAGUCCUUAUUAUUUGGAAUAGUUCAUUUUGUUAAUAAAAAAUAAGAAAAAAAUAGAGAAAAUGGAGAAAAUGAUUAUCAAUGUAGUGAUUUAUAUCAAUUAACUAAUUUUUGUUCAUCAUCAUACCAAUAUAAUUUACAAAGAAUCAACCUGAGGAUAAUUUUUAACAUUAUUUUGUUGAUUAUUGAACACACAGAAAGAAAAGAAAGAAAGAAAAAGCAAUUACUCUAAUCCAGUUACAUUAUAAUUGUGAUUUAAACAUCAGACCAAUUAUAUUACCAACACAAUUUGUUUUUCCUCUGUUCUAAUCAUCAUCAUUUAAAAAAGGACAACAACUAAUCCAUAUUAAGACAAGCCAAAUUUGACUGCCAAAAACUCAACAAUUAACGUGCCGCCAUUAAAGGGAUCCCAAUACAUCCCUCUAGUUGAUUAAUUAUUAACAAAAAUCACUAAAUUAAUGGACAAAAAUUAAGCGAGUGUUAAUCUUUGUUUUUGUUUUCGCAAUGAAAAGUAUUUACAAAAAAAAAGAAAACAAUUUAGUUGUAAUAUUAAUUGUUCAAUAUUGUUGAUAUAAAGAACAAAACAAUUUUUUCCUCUCUCUAAAUUAA
This is a messenger RNA of Panonychus citri (citrus red mite), 1809 nucleotides long. Its product is annotated as mitochondrial import receptor subunit TOM40 homolog 1-like. Gene Ontology annotation, molecular function: transmembrane protein transporter activity. The record is from RefSeq and is a predicted model, not a curated record. Bases 110 to 1087 code for a protein of 325 amino acids. Lineage: Eukaryota; Metazoa; Arthropoda; Arachnida; Trombidiformes; Tetranychidae. The transcript has 6 exons. Gene Ontology annotation, cellular component: mitochondrial outer membrane translocase complex; mitochondrial outer membrane. Gene Ontology annotation, biological process: protein import into mitochondrial matrix.